AAGUAGAAUAAUAGGAAAUUUUUAUAAGUCUUAAAAUUAUUUAAAGAAUUCUCUGUGAACUAUUCUUUGGUUAAUUUAAAAAUAUUUAUGUCUCGCCAAGAAUCAUUAAUUUCAAUUAACCCUUCAUGUUCCAACAUUGGUUCGCUACUUUUCUACUCCAAUUCGGAUUAUUGAUGCUUCAUAGUGUUUUUAAAGUUUUUUUGGACUGAAAAAAUUCUGAUACACUUUUCCAACAUUCUCGAAUAUAAUUUCAAAUAUUCCAGACAACACAAAGUUGUCGAUUGGCUAAUUUAAUAUAAAAAUUUCCAAUUGAUAAUACAGUAGAAAAUAUCUAGUCAUCGGCUGAUGUAAGUGGAUGGAUCGCACCGUGCGUUGUCGAAACCCUCCCCUUUAUUUUAAGUGCAGAAAGUAUACAUAGUGCAGGUACAAAGAACGCUUUGCUUUGUUGUGCGAUACAUAACCUUAAAAUGCCCGCCACUUGACGUGCGUCCUUUCAAGGAAGUUGCAGUAUAAAGUACGAUAUAAUAUUAAAAAACGGUAAGGGAAUAAUUCUGUAAGGAAAUUCAACCGAUUCGGCAAAAUGUCGACAAGGAAAAAGAACGACGCGCAAGUGCCGGCCGAGGAAAGCGAUCUGCUCUCGAUUCGGCCUCUCGGCGCCGGCCAGGAAGUCGGCAGGUCGUGUAUCAUGUUGGAAUUUAAAGGGAAGAAAAUCAUGCUGGACUGCGGUAUCCAUCCCGGCCUUUCGGGAAUGGAUGCCCUCCCAUUCGUCGAUCUUGUUGAGGCCGAUGAGAUCGACUUGCUAUUGAUCUCGCAUUUUCACCUGGACCACUGUGGCGCGCUGCCCUGGUUCCUGCAAAAGACGAGUUUCAAAGGCCGCUGCUUCAUGACGCACGCUACCAAAGCGAUUUAUCGCUGGUUACUGUCUGACUACAUCAAGGUGAGCAACAUAGCUACCGAGCAGAUGUUGUACACGGAGUCCGAUCUAGAGACCAGUAUGGACAAGAUAGAGACGAUCAACUUCCACGAGGAAAAGGACGUGUUCGGGAUCAAGUUUUGGGCGUAUAAUGCUGGCCACGUGUUGGGCGCUGCGAUGUUCAUGAUAGAGAUCGCCGGCGUGAAGAUUCUGUACACGGGAGACUUCAGCCGGCAGGAGGACAGGCAUUUGAUGGCCGCUGAGAUCCCAAAUAUCCAUCCUGACGUGCUGAUCACGGAAUCCACAUAUGGCACACAUAUCCAUGAGAAGAGAGAGGAUCGUGAGGGCAGAUUUACGAAUCUUGUGCAUGAGAUUGUCAAUAGAGGUGGCAGAUGCCUGAUUCCUGUAUUCGCCCUGGGAAGAGCACAAGAGCUUCUCCUCAUUCUAGAUGAGUAUUGGAGCCAGCACUCGGAAUUGCACGAAAUUCCGAUUUAUUACGCUUCCUCCUUGGCAAAAAAGUGCAUGGCUGUUUAUCAAACAUAUGUGAAUGCUAUGAACGACAAGAUCCGACGACAAAUAGCCAUCAACAAUCCAUUUGUAUUCAAGCAUAUCUCCAAUUUGAAAGGGAUUGAUCAUUUCGAGGACAUUGGACCGUGUGUAGUAAUGGCCUCGCCUGGUAUGAUGCAGAGUGGCUUGUCCAGAGAAUUAUUUGAAUCUUGGUGCACAGACGCGAAAAAUGGAGUGAUAAUAGCCGGUUAUUGCGUGGAGGGUACACUAGCCAAGACCAUUCUGUCGGAGCCAGAGGAGAUUACAACUAUGUCUGGUCAAAAGCUGCCGCUGAAAAUGUCCGUCGACUAUAUAUCAUUUUCAGCACACACCGAUUAUCAACAAACGUCGGAAUUCAUACGUACUCUGAAACCACCGCAUGUGGUGCUGGUGCACGGCGAACAGAACGAGAUGGGUCGGUUGAAGGCGGCGUUACAGCGGGAAUACGAGGACGAUCCCAGCACCACCAUGGAGAUACACAAUCCGCGGAACACGGUCGCGGUCGAACUCUACUUUCGGGGCGAGAAGACAGCCAAGGUAAUGGGCACACUGGCGAUGGAGACCCCCAGACCGGGGCAGAAGUUGUCCGGCGUGCUGGUCAAGAGGAACUUCAAUUAUCACAUGCUGGCACCGUGUGACCUGUCUAAGUAUACGGACAUGAGCAUGAGCCAGGUCAUACAGCGGCAGAGCGUGUACUUCUCCGCGUCUCUACCCGUGCUGAAGCAUCUGCUGACGCAGAUAGCCGGCAGCCUCGAGGUCGUGGAUGAUAAGAAGCUGAGAGUGUUCAAGAACGUCGACGUUACGAUCGACGGCAAGAUCGUCACAAUGGAGUGGGUAGCAACGCCGGUGAACGAUAUGUAUGCGGAUUCCGUUCUCACCGCAAUCCUACAGGCUGAAAUAAUGGAGCAGUCACCGAAGGUUUUGCCUGCGCCCACCAAGAUGGAUAGAAUGCACUUCAAAGAAUGCCUUAUUGAAAUGCUGCAGGAGAUGUUCGGCGAGGAUUCUGUGCCCAAGAUAUUCAAGGGCGAGAAACUCUAUGUCACAGUAGACGGUAAAAAGGCGCAUAUAGACUUGCUGAACUUGGAGGUUACGAGCAAGGAAGACGAAACCUUUCAGCAGAUAGUGCAAACGGCGGUGACAAAGUUGCAUCAAUCGUUGGCGCCGCCUUGCGAUGUAAUAUAGCGUACAUAGAUAUUUUCAUACAGUCAUUAUAAUAAAUAUUUUAUACUGUUAAUAAUAUAUUUAUUCUUUGAAAACAA
Molecule: messenger RNA, 2718 nt
Organism: Solenopsis invicta (red fire ant)
Lineage: Eukaryota; Metazoa; Arthropoda; Insecta; Hymenoptera; Formicidae
Gene: Cpsf73
Product: cleavage and polyadenylation specificity factor 73
Exons: 1
Coding region: 581-2641 (686 amino acids)
Biological process (GO): mRNA 3'-end processing by stem-loop binding and cleavage
Cellular component (GO): mRNA cleavage and polyadenylation specificity factor complex
Molecular function (GO): RNA binding; 5'-3' exonuclease activity; RNA endonuclease activity
Source: RefSeq, a predicted model, not a curated record